Puccinia triticina is the source of this 153-nucleotide messenger RNA. RefSeq lists its product as uncharacterized. The coding region runs from base 1 to 153 and encodes 50 amino acids. The record is from RefSeq and is a predicted model, not a curated record. The transcript has a single exon. Lineage: Eukaryota; Fungi; Basidiomycota; Pucciniomycetes; Pucciniales; Pucciniaceae.
AUGAGCGAGUUGAUCAUCGUGACCGCAAGCCCGCAUCGAAUCCAAAUUUCCGUAGACAAACUUGAUAAGACGCUUCAUGACAGCACCCUCGAUUCGGUUGGUCAUUACGGGGACAGAACCUAUGGAAAUUACCUCUGUGUUGUUCACCAUUGA